AUGCUCAGCACAACUGUUCGCACUACUUGGCUUGUUGGCCGCGCCGCCACCGCCUUCACCUGCCGACACCUCCAUGCCACGAGGACCAUCCUGGCUGCAGCCGACGUGGGCCACUUCAAGACCCACCCCAAGGCGGACGCUCAUUUCACGCAUCAGCCAAAACUGACCGAAUGGGAAAACCCCAUCCCGCACGCGAUCUACACGGCCGAUGAGGUGAACCAGAUUCAGGAAACCCAUCGCGAUCCUGAGGAACUUCAUGCCAAAGUCGCGCUGUGUGCCGUGCGACUCCUCCGCGGUGGAUUCGAUUUGGUCUCGCGCUACAAAGGCCCUGGUGGCGGCAUGACGUCCACGGACUGGCUGCAUCGGUGCCUCUUUCUUGAAACCGUGGCGGGUGUGCCCGGCAUGGUGGCCGGAAUGUCCCGCCACCUGCGUUCGCUGCGUACCAUGAAGCGGGACCAAGGAUGGAUCCACACACUCUUGGAAGAAGCCGAGAACGAGCGCAUGCACCUCUUAAUCUUCAUGACGAUGAAGGCGCCGGGGUCGCUCUUCCGCCUCUUUGUCGUCGGCGGCCAAGGCGUGUUUUUCAACUUGUUCUUCGUGACGUACUUGAUCUCACCCAAGACAUGCCAUCGCUUCGUGGGGUACUUGGAAGAAGAAGCCGUCCACACAUACACCGCUCUCAUUCAAGACAUCGAGAACGGUCAUGCCGGGACGUGGAAGACCGACGCCGCACCCGCGAUCGGCCGCAAGUACUAUCACCUGCCCGACGACGCCACCGUCUUGGAUAUGAUCAAGUGCAUUCGCGCGGAUGAAGCCAACCAUCGCGACGUCAACCACACGUUUGCCAACCUCGACAACGAAAAGGACGUGAACCCGUUCUUGCAUGUUCAUCGCAAAUAG
Molecule: messenger RNA, 900 nt
Organism: Aphanomyces invadans
Lineage: Eukaryota; Oomycota; Saprolegniomycetes; Saprolegniales; Verrucalvaceae
Exons: 1
Coding region: 1-900 (299 amino acids)
Biological process (GO): alternative respiration
Cellular component (GO): mitochondrion
Molecular function (GO): alternative oxidase activity
Source: RefSeq, a predicted model, not a curated record